Molecule: messenger RNA, 2376 nt
Organism: Jatropha curcas
Lineage: Eukaryota; Viridiplantae; Streptophyta; Magnoliopsida; Malpighiales; Euphorbiaceae
Product: zinc finger CCCH domain-containing protein 56
Molecular function (GO): metal ion binding; protein binding
Source: RefSeq, a predicted model, not a curated record
CUCAAACUCCAAUAGUUCUCCGAGAAUGUUGCUCAUUUAUUUUUCACAUUUAUUAAUAUCCAAAAAUUGCUACUAUCUCCCUCGCUUUCUCUGUGUAUGGAGAGAAACUGAAAGUCAUGGGCUCAUGUCUAUGAAGCUCUUUCUUCCACACUCGCAAUCUUCUUUCUGGUUAAUACUUAAGUAUUGUUUCUUGAAUGCGUACUAUCAACAAUUUGUACUUGAUUCUUUUCAAACUGGUUUUAGUUGAAUGAAGCAUGUUUAUAGGCCUAAAUCAGAAGAAGUGGAAGAAACCAGCUCCAUCUUCUAUCCUGAAACCAAUUCAUUUAACAUAGAUAUGAAUACUUCAGUUGGUACAGUGGAAACAGAAUAUUCUUUUUCUAUGUUGCUAGAGUGCGCAGCAGAUAAUGAUGUUGAGGGUUUCAAGCGGUCUGUAUUUGAUGAAUCUGAGGUUAGGCAGGUUGGGCUCUGGUAUGUUCAUCAUAGGGUGUCAAAAAAGGGGGUCCUUGAGCAUAGAACCCCGCUAAUGGUUGCUGCUAAAUAUGGCAGCGCUGAUGUUAUGAAGCUCAUUCUUUCUCUACCUGAGGUGGAUGUAAAUUUCUCUUGUGGCUCAGACAAUAGCAGUGCCCUUCACUGUGCUGCUUCUGGUGGAUCUUCUAAUGCUAUCGACGUCAUCAAAUUGCUUUUACUUGCCGGAGCUGAUCCUAGUAGCACUGAUGCCAAUGGACAUCGCCCAGUUGAUAUCAUUGUUGCUUAUCCAAAUUUUCCCAAUUUGAAGAUUGCCCUUGAAAAGCUCUUGAAGAAUAUUGGUUCCUUAUGUCAAUGGGAGCUGCAGUUUUCAACUAGUAGUUUGAAUUCCAGUUCCCCACCCAUUUCGUGGACUUCAGAAGAAGGUAAAAAAGACUGCGUUGAUCCAUCUUUUCCUGAUACCAAGGAUGACGCUUAUGCUAAUGAUAAGUUUUGGAUGUUCUCGUUCAAGAUCCAGCCUUGUUCGCGGGCAUAUUUCCAUGACUGGACUGAGUGUCCUUUUGCUCAUCCAGGUGAGAAUGCACGCAGAAGAGACCUGAGGAGGUUCCAUUACAGUUGUGUGCCAUGUCCAGAUCAUAGGAAGGGGGUGUGUAGGCAUGGAGAUUUUUGUGAAUACUCUCAUGGGAUUUUUGAGAGCUGGCUACACCCAGCUCAAUAUAGGACUCGCCUUUGCAGGGAUGGCAGUAGUUGCUCACGCAGGGUGUGCUUUUUCGCUCAUACAAAUGAGCAACUAAGGCCGGUAUCUGCGUCCACCGGUGCUGCUGUGCCAUCUCUUCAAGCACCUGCUAGGGAUUUCACUGCUGCCUUUAACCUAUUUUCUGGUGCUCUCCCAGCAGUUUCUGCAGUGCCACCUUUUCCAUUUACUCCACCUAUGUCUCCUUCUGGCAAUGAUCUAAACUUGUUAAUGGCCUGGCCUCAGCAAAAUAUCUCAAAUUUGGAAAUCUCGGGAAACAAUCUUCAAGCCAGCCGUCUGAGAACUACUUCCAAUGCAAGAGAGAUUCCAUCUGAGGAACUUAAUACGAUCCAAUAUUUUGAACUUUUGCAACAGCAUCUCUUGAAUGAUCUGUCCUAUAUUUCUCAGCCCCAUCGUAAUUCUUCUACAAAUCUUUCUGCUUGCUUCAAACAAUUGAACCCGUCAAAUCCAGACAGGCUCUGGUCUGCUGAGGUUUCAUCUCCCCAAAGCACAUAUCGAUUGAGUGUUGCACAUGCUUUCUCCCCUUCAUACAAAUCUGCAGUUAUUAAUAAAUCUCAACUAUCUUCACCGAGGAUGAUGUCACCUCACAUAAAUGAGUCUAUAUCGACAUCGAGCUCCCAUUUAUCUGCUCUUCUUUACCAUGACAAGCAGGAAUCAGAACUAGGCAGCCUAAACUCAGGGGAACUUGGUUUUAACCUCACAUAUAAUCUUGGAUCCAAUGGUCUGAAUUCAUGGUCAAAGCAGGAUCCUGUGAAUGGAAAUGUAGAUUGGUCUGUCGAAGCAGAUGAAGUUGGCAGGCGUCAGAAGUCUUCAAAUGGGCAAUAUGGGGAAGAGCCUGAUGUCUCUUGGAUUCAAUCAGUGUUGAAGGAUCCAUCCGAGACAUAAGACAACUACUAUUUCAGUCUCAGGUCCUGAAGAGGUUUCUAACUCAAAUCCCCCUCGGCUUUGCAGGCGUUGCUAGAGGGUUUGCAGCUUGAUAAGCUCAUUGCUUCAUAUAUGAAAAUAUUGUAACCAUUCUUUAGGUAAUCGAAACUGUAUCGAGUAUUCUAAAUUCUUUUUCCCGUUGACGUUAUUUGACAUAAAUUUGUAACGGGAUUAAUCAAAUGUAAGAAUUCUUAUUAAUCAUAAAUAAAGAAAUAAAUUAUAGUCGGUCGAUA